UUUAGCAAGAGUCUGAAUGCAUUUUAUAGGCGCCUCACGAAAUGCAUUCUCAUCACCUUGAAUUCUGCCCAUGAAGUUAUCAAUCAGUAGCUAGACUUGAGCAGAUCAAUUUCUAAAAAUGCACUGAUCGAGCUAUCACAAUAAUCCUAGUGAGCAGCUUUCCAAACAAAGCCUUGUGAAUUUAAUCCAUAGUCAAUCUGGAAAAGCUUUCAAUAUAGAAAGGAAGAUCAUAUAACAAAGUCUGUCCUUGAAUACUUACCUUAAUUUGAAGAGCAGCUUCUGUCUUGUUCCUGAUUUUGAGCCUUGUUCCUCGCAAUCCCACAAUUUUGAUCUUAUUUUAGCUUAUUUUUAACGUUUUAUAUAACAUAGAAGCGAAUUGAAGGCGAGCCCAAACCUAAAAGAAGCCCCAAAUCCUCCCCACCGGAACUGAAACCCACAUCGAUCCUCACCACCGGAAAUGAACCAACCGAAGAGGCUGAACCCCACAUCCUUACCAUCGGAUUUGGACCCCUCAUCCCCCGCCAAGAAGUUGAAGACUAACGGCUCCGACCAAGAAAACGGCUCCGACCUAGAAGCCUCCUUAGCCGAACUAGGUUGGACUCCCGACGAUCUAUUACUCAAGCCAGAAGAACAGGCCGAAAAGUUUUGGACGGCCUAUUAUGCGAAGAGAGAUCCUAGUCGCAGUGAAGCCUUUAGAGAAGUGGAACUUCCAGAAUCUUUACCUGAGGGAUGUGCAUGGGGUUCUUAUGUCCCUGGGAGUGGAAAAAAACAAUUUGUUUAUGUGAUAUGUUGCUAUAACUGUGGCGCGCGUGGUGCUCAUUUGACUGAUGACUGCCCAGAUAAGGAUACUGAAGAGGCUAAGGAGUUCAGGAGGGAAAAUUUCACCCUCAGAGUCCCGUCUUCUGGUCAUGAGACAAAGCCCGAGAACAAGUAAUGUAUUGUGUAUGAGUCGUGUUUUAACUGUCUACUCUACUUAUUUCCCUCUAUGAAUAUUAUGUAUAACUUUAGCAAUCCUAUGAUCUACCCAAGUCAAUCUUCUGGAUAUUGGGAACUUAGUUACACUAUUGUGCUUGUGAACUAUGGUUGUUUAACUCGUGAGAGUAUUCUGGCUCCAUCUAAUGUAAUGUGUUGUGGCAUGCGUUGUAUUACCUUGUUUAGUGAACUAUCUUUCUGAUCG
Molecule: messenger RNA, 1177 nt
Organism: Fragaria vesca subsp. vesca
Lineage: Eukaryota; Viridiplantae; Streptophyta; Magnoliopsida; Rosales; Rosaceae
Exons: 2
Coding region: 458-934 (158 amino acids)
Source: RefSeq, a predicted model, not a curated record